AUGCCCGCGUGCGACGAGCGCGAGCUCCGCGGCGUGGAGAUCGACGUCAUGGAUCUCAUCGAGCGCCACGCGCGCGACGUCGACCGCGCGCGCGACGACGGCGACGACGCGUACGCGGCGGCGAUGUCGUUUGCGAAUUUCAAAGCGCGCUGGUGCGAGCGACGGUUCUCGAACGUGCACCUGGGAAAGCCGGCGCAGCAGACGUACAACGGGUACGUGCAGUGCGCGUACGAUUGCGCGAUGAAGUACGCGCGGACGGGGAAGACGCUGGCGACGCGAGCGACGGGGGUGUACUGCGUGUACGCGCUGCACGAGACGCAAUUGGAGGGAGAGCCGGUGCGAGCGUACGCGUGCCCGAGGGCGCUGGAGGCGCUGGCGGAGACGAUCGAGGCGUGCGAUGCGAUCGGAGCGCACGCGGUGGGACGGAUCGUGAAGAAAAUGAUGGACGCGGAGAGCUUCGUGGUGGGGGCGAGGGACACGACGAACGCGCCGAUGUCGCGAAUGGGCGCGGGGGCGCCAGAGGUGUUUAAAAAUUUCGACGAGAAGGAGGCGAUUCACGAGGCCCUGGCGCAUUUGUUGCAAGAGAGGCUCGAUGAUGAGUUAGAUGAGAUGAGCGCGAGCGCGAGCGAGUACACGAGGAGUUUAGCGGGGGCGACGAGGUUGGAGGAGUCCACGUUGGCGGCGCCGGUGACGAUUUGCUCCACGGUGCAGACGCUGUUGACCAAGACGAAGACCAAGGUUGAGCGCGCGUUGAAACCCCCGAUCGAGGCCGGCGAACCUUUAAUGUUGCCGGGCAUUCCCGUGAACCUGCCGAAGGCGAAAAAGAAGAAGACCCAAUCGAAGACGCAGGCGGCGCCAAAGCGCGCGGAGAAAUUGGCGUCCAUGCCGAGCUUCGCGCCGUCGUUUGAUUAG
Molecule: messenger RNA, 912 nt
Organism: Ostreococcus lucimarinus CCE9901
Lineage: Eukaryota; Viridiplantae; Chlorophyta; Mamiellophyceae; Mamiellales; Bathycoccaceae
Exons: 1
Coding region: 1-912 (303 amino acids)
Biological process (GO): snRNA transcription by RNA polymerase II; snRNA transcription by RNA polymerase III
Cellular component (GO): snRNA-activating protein complex
Molecular function (GO): sequence-specific DNA binding
Source: RefSeq, a predicted model, not a curated record